This is a messenger RNA of Sinocyclocheilus grahami, 1889 nucleotides long. RefSeq names its product gastrula zinc finger protein XlCGF8.2DB-like. The transcript is spliced from 3 exons. The coding region runs from base 231 to 1610 and encodes 459 amino acids. NCBI's taxonomy places the organism in Eukaryota, Metazoa, Chordata, Actinopteri, Cypriniformes, Cyprinidae. Gene Ontology annotation, cellular component: nucleus. The record is from RefSeq and is a predicted model, not a curated record. Gene Ontology annotation, molecular function: RNA polymerase II cis-regulatory region sequence-specific DNA binding; DNA-binding transcription factor activity, RNA polymerase II-specific. Gene Ontology annotation, biological process: regulation of transcription by RNA polymerase II.
CGGGUCACAAGUCCGACUCUCUAUCCAUUAGGCCACGACUGCCCCGAGCACCUGCUGGUCACUCUGUAAAUGCAACGAGAACACAAACAGUUCUAUUUUGGAGUGUUUAAGACCGUUAAUCAGCACUCUUGACUGGCUGUUAAUUAUUCUCAUCUUUAACAUGACGGAGUAUCCAAAGAUGCAGAAAAACUCCUGGUGAAGUAACUGAGAUCCACGUGACUAUUGUAAAGAUGGCGUUUAUUAAAGAGGAGAGUGACGACUUGAGGAUUGACGAAGCAUUCAGAGUGAAACAUGAAGAUAUUGAGGAACAAACAGACCUGGUAGCAUUGAAAGAGGAGCGUGAAGUAUUCAAUGAAAUGAAAGAGGAAGAUCAUGAUUUCGUAACUGAAGAAAAAUCGUUUAGUUGCUCACAGAAUGAAAAUACUUCUGCACGAAAUCUAGCUCAAAAUUCAGGAACCCUUAAUUCCCACUUAAGAGAGGCUUCCAGAGAGAAGGCUUUCAAAUGCCAGCAGUGUGAAAGGAGUUUCCAAUUAAAUAAGCACCUGAAGAAUCACAUGAGAAUUCAUGCAGAGGACAAGCCUUUCACGUGCCGUCAUUGUGGCAAGAGUUUGAGUAAUAAAGGCAGUCUCAAAACUCACAUGAGAAUUCACACUGGAGAGAAGCCUUACUCGUGCCCUCAGUGCAGAAUGAAUUUCACAUACAAACUAACCUUGAAUGCUCAUUUGAAAAGUCACACGGGAGAGAACCCUUACACCUGCAAACUGUGUGGGAACAGCUUCUCACAAAAGGGAAAUCUAAAGUAUCACAUGAGAGUUCACACUGGAGAGAAGCCUUUCACGUGUGAUCAGUGUGGAAGGAGUUUCAGCCACAAAGUAACCUUAAAUAGGCACACAAGGAUUCACUCAAGAGAGAACUGUUGUACAUGUCAUCAGUGUGGAAAGAGUUUCACCGACAAGAAAGACCUUAGGAAUCAUGUAAUAACUCACAUCGGGGAGAAGCCUUUCAUGUGCCACCACUGUGGAAAGAGUUUCACACGUAAAGAAAAUCUCAAGACUCACAUGAUGAUUCAUACUGGAGAGAGACCUUUCAUGUGCCACCACUGUGGAAAGAGUUUCACACGUAAAGAAAAUCUCAAGACUCACAUGAUGAUUCAUACUGGAGAGAGACCUUUCAUGUGCCACUGCUGUGGAAAGAGUUUCAGAUUGAAAGGAAAUCUUCAGACUCACAUGAGGCUUCACACCGCAGAGAGGCCUCAUGCAUGUCUUAAGCGUGAGAAGAGUUUCACAAAUCAGAAAGACCUGAAAUGUCAUUUGCAAACUCAUUCCAGAAAGAAACAGCAGUGUUUAGAGUAUGGCAAGAUGUUUAGAAAAAGAAGCAGUUUUAAAAAUCGCCUGCGAAUUCACUCUGCAGGAAGGCGAUUUAAUUGUGAUCAGUGUAAUAAAAAAUUUAUUUUACCAUCACACUUACAGAUACACCUGAAGAGUCAUGCAGAUGUGAGACCCUAUUCUUGUUCUUUCUGUAGAAAGAGUUUUAAAUGGUUUGCCUAUUUUAAAUUGCACCAGAAAGCAAGUAUAUGUGUGAAAUCAAGGCUACAUUUGCACCAGAGCUGAAUGUGGUUUAAAUCUGAUUUUCUUCUCAAAUGUUUUUUUUUUUAAUUUUUUAUAUGGCAUGUAUCCAAUACCAUCUGAAAAGGUGAUGCUCCUACAGCACUGCUCCAUGUGUUUUAUUUUGUAUCCUUUACUUGUUUAUAUUUUAACUUGAGAGCUUUUCUUUUGUCAUGUACAUAUGAGCACCUGUGGCCACACCUGACCAUUUCCUUUGCUAUAGUUUCAAAUAUUGAAUGGUUGCGGUAGACAGCCUCUAAUUUUGUUUUUAUUAAAGGGGUCAUA